CUCCCUCACUCCUCUUCUUCCCUAAUACCCUUCCAAAUGCAUUGAGAAGGCACAAAACUCCAAUAUCGCACUUACAACUCUACAAGUAAAAAAAGCAGACAACGAAGAUAUGGGCAGUCUUUUACAACCUUCCAACUUCCUCCUCCUCUUCCUUUUGCUGUGCAUGAUGGUAAUCUAUUUCUUAACAAAAGGAGUUGAAAAGGGUGAAGAUAAUUUUUUUCUUAACCAUGUUCAUGUUCAUGAUGAUGAUCAACAUAUGCACGCCCAUACAUCAUCAUCAUCAUCAUCAUCAUCUCACAUGGAACUAUCAUGGAACAUCUUCUUUCACAAAGAUGACCUUAAACUUGGUAAAAAAAUCCCAUUAUAUUUUCCCAUAAAGAAUUCAUCUUUUACUCCUCAUAUGAUUUCUAAACAAGAAUCAAAUUCAAUCCCCUUUUCAUCAACUCAACUUAACAAAAUCCUUGAAUUUUUCUCAUUUCCUAAAGAUUCACCUCAAGCCAAAGCCAUACAACAUACCCUUACACAUUGUGAACUCCCUCCUUUAAAAGGGGAGACCAAGUUUUGUGCCACCUCUCUAGAGUCUAUGCUUGAUAAUUUACGCCAAAUCUUCGGAUUAGGCGUAAAUUUCGAGGUUUUAACCACUACUCCAAUGAAAAAUUUGAUCCCUAAUUUGCAAAAUUAUACCAUAUUGGAAGUUCCUAAGGAGAUUAUUGCUACUAAGAUGGUUGGUUGUCACCCUGUGCCUUACCCUUAUGCGGUGUACUAUUGUCAUGGGCAAGUGAGUGACAAUAAGUUGUUUGUGGUCUCACUUGAGGGUCAGGAUGAUGGGCAGAGAGUUGAAGCUGUUGCAAUUUGCCACAUGGAUACAUCUCAGUGGGACCCACAUCAUGUCUCGUUUCGCGUGCUUGGGUUCGAGCCCGGGGCUGCUCCUGUGUGCCACGUGUUCCCUCGGGAUAAUCUAGUAUGGGUUUUGUCAUCCCCUAGUUCUGCUACUUAAGAGUGUAGUGUAAGUGUAGUGUGUGAAAUCAAGGUUAAGAUUAUGAGCAUCUGGUUAAGUAAUGUUGUUUGAUGUUAUCCUUGUAAAUCUUGUUUUGUGGCUGUUUAAGUUAAGUUAUAUGCUUUACAUUUGUAAGGAUCACAAGGGCAUACUUCAUGUUUGGCUUAGGCCUAAAUUGUUAAAACAUGCAAUGCGUUCUUGAAAAGAUAUUAAUGUGAGGCUAAAAGCUUGCGUAUCU
Molecule: messenger RNA, 1235 nt
Organism: Spinacia oleracea (spinach)
Lineage: Eukaryota; Viridiplantae; Streptophyta; Magnoliopsida; Caryophyllales; Amaranthaceae
Product: BURP domain protein USPL1
Exons: 2
Coding region: 110-997 (295 amino acids)
Source: RefSeq, a predicted model, not a curated record